Molecule: messenger RNA, 2827 nt
Organism: Microdochium trichocladiopsis
Lineage: Eukaryota; Fungi; Ascomycota; Sordariomycetes; Xylariales; Microdochiaceae
Product: alfa-L-rhamnosidase
Exons: 1
Coding region: 1-2811 (936 amino acids)
Biological process (GO): carbohydrate metabolic process
Source: RefSeq, a predicted model, not a curated record
AUGAGCUCUCCCACAAUCACGCGGCCCGUCUUCGAGCAGCACCACAGCGGCCUCGGAGUCGACUGCUCACAACCGAGGAUAUCGUGGCAGUUUGAGGCCGACGAGGGCACUGCUCCUGGCUGGACCCAGACAGGCUACGAGGUCGAGGUCACCUUCUGCUCUUCCUCUAACGAUGCACACACUUACAGCAUCACGAGUGACCAGUCGGUGCUGGUUCCCUGGCCUGCCCGACCGCUGCAGUCGCGGGAGAGCGCCACAAUCCGCAUCCGCGCGUCUGGGCACAGUGUCACAUCCGAUGCCAUCACCAGAGACAUCGACUUCUCUCCGUGGUCCCCAGCUGCCACCGUAGAAGCUGCCUUGCUCGAGCCUUCCGACCUCACCGCCGACUUCAUCACUUCCUCCCAAGACUUUGAGCCGCGAGGCCCCUUGCGUCCGAUCCGGUUCCGAAAGACCUUUUCCUUACCAGCCGUCUGUUCACAACACUUCCGUCAUGCUCGGCUGUACAUCACAGCUCUGGGGGUUUACGAGGCGUACAUUAAUGGCGAGCGCGUGGGCGACGAGUACAUGGCUCCCGGCUGGACUACCUACAAGCAUCGUAUUGCCUACCGAGUACACGAUGUCUCAGAACUGCUGAGGCCGUCCGAGGAGAACGUGCUGGCGAUUCAGGCGGCCGAAGGCUGGUACGCAGGACGCUUGGGCUUCCGCGGCGGGCAGCGCUUCCGAUACGGCGACAAGAUCGGCAUCCUUGCACAGCUCGAAGUCACCGGCUCGGAGAGUGAGCGCUGGACUUUGACCACGGACCACACGUGGCAAUGCGGUCCGAGCCCACUCGUGACAAGCGAAAUCUACGAUGGCGAAGUCUUCGAUUCCAGGGAGGAAGAUGAUCAGUGGAACACAUGCGGCCGGAGCCCUUCUCGCAGCGACAAGCUCAACAUCCCCGUGACGGUGCUCCCGAAACCUGCGGCAAAGCUCUUCUCCCCAGACAUGGCGCCCGUGCGAGUGACGGAGGUCAAGCCGUGCAUCGACGUCUUUCAGAGUGCCAGUGGCAAGAUUAUCCUCGACUUUGGUCAGAACCUGGUCGGCGUGUUACGGGUCAAGUCUCUGGCUCCAGGGACCGGGGCCGAGGUCUGCUUCACCCACGCGGAAGUCAUGGAGCAUGGCGAGCUGGGUAUCCGGCCACUCAAGUUGGCCAAAUGCCGAGACAUUGUGAUAGGAUCUGGCCACGAGCUGGGACCGUGGUCACCAAAGUUCACCUUCCACGGCUUCCGAUAUGUUCAGCUCGACGGCUGGCCAGACGCUGGACCACCAGACGCAGCCAACUUUGAAGCCCUUGUACUACACACGGACAUGACGCGACGAGGAUUUUUCGAGUGCUCCAACGGGAGUGUCAACCAGCUUCAUCGCAACGUCGUCUGGUCAAUGCGUGGCAACUUCCUCUCCCUCCCUACAGACUGCCCACAGAGAGACGAGCGACUCGGCUGGACGGGUGACGCGCAGGUCUUUGCGCCUACCGCCUCCUUCCUGUACGAUUCGACGCCCAUCCUGAACAACUGGCUCGAGGACGUUGCCGCUGAGCAGUUCGAGGAGGGGCAAAACGGAGUGCCGCCGGUCGUGGUCCCCUUCGCACUAGGCCCCAACUUCGCGAGGAACAUGCCCCAGGCCAUCUGGGAUGAUGUGACGGUUCUCAUGCCGCACGAUCUAUACCGCUAUAGCGGAGACCAGGCCGUGCUAGAGCGGCAGUUCCGCAGCAUGCAGGCCUGGCUCGACGAGGGCGUUGCCAGAGCGCCCGAUGGUCUCUGGGAUCCCAACGUGUGGCAGUUUGCCGACUGGCUUGAUCCCAGCGCGCCCCCCGAGGACCCAGCCAACGGCAGGACUGACCCGAGUCUCGUGGCGAAUGCGUAUCUUGUCCACACGACACGGGUCUUUGCGCGGGUGUGCCGUCUAUUGAACAAGUCUGAGUUGGCUGAGAAGCACGAAGCCGACGCAGACCGACUCCUCCAGCUCUUUCAGACUCGCUACAUCACGCCCGAGGGCCACCUGAUGUCGUCAACACAGACCGCUCUGAGUCUGGCGAUAUCAUUCGACCUCUUCCCGUCCAGCCUUUCCAUGCGGAAAACCGCCAGUGCAGCGUUGGACCGGCUCGUCCGUACUGCGCGCUUCACCAUCGCCACAGGCUUUGCUGGCACACCAGUGAUCGCCGGUGCUCUGACUGCAGCGGGCAUGCCCCAGCUUGCAUACCGGAUGCUGCUCGAGACACAGUGCCCAAGCUGGCUGUACCCGAUCACGAUGGGCGCCACGACGGUGUGGGAGCGCUGGAACAGCAUGAUGCCCGACGGGACAAUCAACCCCGGCCACAUGACGAGCUUCAAUCACUACGCUCUCGGGGCGGUCGCUGACUGGCUGCACUCGUCAGUCGGAGGGAUCAGUCCCGCGGAGGCUGGCUGGAAGGUGAUCCGUGUCAGGCCGAUCCCGGGCGGUAACAUCGCGAGUGCCAAGGUUCGAUUUCACGGGCCGUAUGGGUUGGUAGCGUGUGAGUGGGAGUGGAAGGACGGGUCGGCUUUUUCAAUGAAGGUUACUGUGCCGCCGAACAGCACGGCUGUCGUGACACUUCCUUGCGAUGUAAAGCCGUCUUUCUUGAGGACGGCACAUGAAGGCAAAGGCCGGCUGGUCAACGGUGUAGAUCAGGAGAACUGCCAGACAGUUGGAUCAGGCGUCCAUGUCUUCACGUGUGACUUCGUGGCAGGGGAGUGGCCGCCCAAACCGUGGACACCUCCUUUCCUGCCGCCGCCACCAGCCACCAUCGCGGAGUGAUGUAGGACUGACUGGC